AUCGAAAAAAAUAAUGUGAGCAAAAAGGACAACUCCUGUCGUCAUCACGCAGCGCCGAUGAAGUGAAGGACCUACAGCGACAAAACAAUCUCCCAUUAGGAUUGAGUGUGAAGUCUGAACAGUCAAGAGGGCAGGAUUUGCAAAAGUGCGACAGAUGUGAUACUUUCAUCCAAUUUGGCUUGCUGUUCUCAUCCAUGUGACCAACACUGACGCUUGUACAGCAUGACAGUCCUGGAACAGUUCCCAGAAGAAUAUCUAUCUGCAACAGUCAAAAGUUUAGUAACCAGUGAAGUCUGAAUACUCUAAAUUACCCUGAUACUGAAAUCACUAACUGACCAUUUUUAAAAUUUGUAAUGCCAAUGAGCCUUUGCAAUAGUAUUUUAUAUUUCAACCAAAAACUUGAAGUGAAAAGAGUUUCAGUGCAGAGUUUCCAUUGAGCAUGCAUUUGCUUGUCUAUGUGCUUGUGGGAAUUAUUUUGAAGAGUCAUGGGUACCAUUCAGAAGUGACACACUACAAAGACUGGAUGGGGAAGCUGAAAACAAUUCGUAACGGAAUUCAUAAAAUUGAUAUGUAUCUAAAUGCAGCACUGGAUUUACUCGGUGGAGAAGAUGGGAUCUGCAAGUACAAAUGCAGCGAUGGAUCUAAGCCAACUCCUCGCUCCAAUUAUAAACCUCCUCCACCCAAUGGAUGUGGCUCUCCGAUGUUUGGAGUUCAUGUGUAUGUGUUCUAUCCAAGGGAGAAUUUCAGCAGGCGAGAAAGAAUGUUUCUCACAUCCAAAGAUGCCAACUCCAUUCUGAAGCGGUUUCCGAGAGCAAAUCGUUUUCUAGAAGAGAUCCGGCAAGGCAGCAUUGAGCGAGAAUGUAUGGAGGAGAUCUGUGUAUAUGAAGAGGUAAAGGAGGUAUUUGAGGACAAUGAUAAAACAAUGGCGUUCUGGAAGGAAUAUACCAGCAGUUUGUACACAACCCCCAGCAACAACUCUGGCCUGCGUGUGGAGCGCACUGAUGCAAUCUAUGUUGUCGUUCCUCUCCUGGGUGUAGCAUUAUUAAUUGUUAUUGCACUCUUUGUGAUAUGGAGGUGUCAGCUGCAAAAGGCAACUCGACGCCGCCCAACGUACUCUCAGAGCAGGUAUCUGACAAGCCGCACGACACGGAGCCUGCCUCGAGUCCUUGUGCAUCGGGAAACAUCACACACUCAGACAGACACAUCUCAUCAUGAGCAGAGCAGCAGACCUCCUUUAGACCGCAGUGAGCCCAGUGGCCCACCAUCAAACAGAACUCUUUAUGCACAGGAACAAUCUGCAUCAGUCUCUUCUAGACUGUCCAAUGCCACUCCCCCACCUUCCUAUGAAGAGGUUACUGGACAUGUGGAAAGCAGUGGGGAGGAGACAAGCACACCAUACAGUGACCCACCUCCAAAAUAUGAAGAGAUUGUUAGAGUGCAUCCUGCUGUAUCAUCCCAGAACACCACUAAUAAGUAAUUUGCUGGGCAUUUGAGAGAACUGAAUCAGUGAUGAUAGCAUGUUGAUGUGAGUGACCUCCUGCUUUCAGCCAACAGUCUCUACCUGCAGUUACUUGAGUAAAAUUGACUUCCAGAAAACAUGCAAGUAUCCAGGUCAGGUGAUCCACUCAAAUAAAGCAAACGUUUAAUUAGAUGAGGAAGCCAAUGAAAAUCAGUGACUUUUUGAAAUUGUGUUGUGCUUUCUCAGUCUAGGAGGUUUGUCUGUGUAGAGACAUGGGAAUCAAUUUACCCAGCAAUUCAUUUAUGCAGGGUAAAGGAGGUGCUUUGCCCCCUUAAGUGCAUGAAAAUAUCCCAACUGUAGCCAAAUUAAAUUGGAAAAAUAGGCUGAAUCAGCAGUGUGACUCCAUGUUACGACUGUAGUGAUGGAAAUUGCCAAAUUGGUAAUUGUUACAUGUGAUCCUAUUUCUUUAUUAAUACAGCACCACUGCCGAUUGUGUCGUAUUUUCACAUUACUCACAAGGCUUGUACACAAGCAUGAAGGGUAAAUGCUGUUAGAGUCUUAAGAAAAUGCAGUGGCCUUGAUCAGUCCUUUGUUUGGGAUCUGCAAUGUAUUUUAGUUUAAGCACAGAAGAGAAGGUAUGCCUUAUAAGCAGACUUCUGCUUCCUCAGUUUAUACUUGAAAUAAACUUCAGGGAAUGGGACAAAAUUCAUAUUAUUGGUUAAGAAAUCUUCCACAGGCACAUAGUGUAAAGUGACAACCCGCAAUGCCACACUUGGGGGAGUUUUGUCCAAUAUCCCUGUUCUUUGCUCUGAUCAGCUGUGGUUUGAAAUUCAGAAUAAUUUUUAAAAAUCCUGAUGACUGCUUGAUAAUACACAGCUAAAUUUGUGCUCAUGAAGGCUGCAUAUUUACCAGUCUGACAGGGAUAAGUGCUUGCUGGGAUAAUUGAUGUUAUUUGGAAAAUUUCUAAUGAAUAUGAAACUUAAAUAUUGAUAGUAUAUUAUUACUUAUUUAUCAAAAUGGGAAUUGAUCUAUAUCAUUUUGUUCCGCAUUUUUAUUGAAUUUUGAAAAAAAACUGAAAGUGUGAAUGUCUGCUUAUUAAGCAUUGAGGAAAUAGAAAUGGAUGAUUGCAUGUUUCACAAAGGUGAUAUUGAAAUUCUGUACAAUUUUUUUGUUGUUGAAGAGUGAAAACAAAUAGUCAUAACCAUCUUCACUGAUCCAGGAAUCCUAAUUGAUCCUCUAGACUCUUUCAGAGAUUGAAAUUUCACAUGGUAAUGUGCCAACAAAAUGUGUCAUAUCAUUUUGGGUCAGUAAAUUAUGUUUACUGAAGAAUUAGUAAAGCACUACAGUUUACUUUAGUGAUUGGAUAAAGAUUUUACCACUUUUUUUUUGUUACUGAAUCUCUCAGAUGUUCAGGUGGGAAACCUACAUGAAGGUAAGUUAAAUCCUUCAAUCAGUGAUUCAUAGUCAUGUAAAAUAUGGCUUCAAAAUAACUGGAAAAAUAUGGACUUUGUAUCAUGACUGCAAUUUAAUAAAGAGCCUCCUCCCAUUCAGUAAGGAUUCCAUUGGAGAAGCUUCUUGCCAUCCAAAUGUAGUGGGCCUUGGAUUCGUCCAUGGUAUUUUACCACCUUUAGAAACUGUUCAGCAAUUGAACUUCUUAACAGCUGUUUCCUAGCAUCCUUGUUAAGGUGGUCUGAUUGAUUCUAGGAAUGUAUUCAUAAUGAAAAAACUAGUAAUUUGACUUUCUCGUUAAAAUUCUUAUCUGUGUUUAAAUCACUUUUUGCCUGACCAGUCCUACCUUGGAAACGAAUUCUGUAAGCCUAUUCUGUCUACCUUUCCAAUUUAUAUGCAUCGUUCCUUGACUGAUUCCCUUUAAUGGGGAGAAGUACCUUUUAGUAGUCAAGCUCCAGUGGUUUGGAGGAAUGCCCUCCCUCUCUUUUUUGGAGAGGCAUUCCUCAAAACUCAGCCCUUUGACAAAGUUUUUAUUCACCCCCCUACCAGUUUCUCAUUCGUCUUGACAUUCCCAGUUCAUCUGUUUACAUUACUGUGAAGCACCUGGCUUUUUUCUUUGCAUUAAAAAGAUUAUUCAGUUGGUGCAUCAUGUAGUGUACUUCAUUUAGAGAGUAAUUGAUUUUUUUAUCUCAUUUCUGUUCUUGAAUUAUUUUCCCACAUUCAACCUGUCUCACAGCUUACUUUAUCCUUUUUUUGGCCCUUCGCAAAACCACUAUUCUUGAAUGAUUUGGGGAAAAGAAAUGGAAAUUUGACCAGAACUCAUAAAUAUAAAAAUAUAAACAUUACAUAAUUAAAUUUCACUUUUUAAAAAAUCUAUUACAGUACAGAAUUAAAAUGCUGUUGGAUUGGAUGGUGGCUGGGCUACCUUCCUUUCCUAUUGCAUUCAUUUUAAAAAAUUAACAUAACCACAUAAAUUUUAACGUAUUUCAAAACUAAUUUCUUAGUGCUUUGUGCAUUGUGAAAUGAUUGAAGUGUGCCCUACUUCAAACACUCUUGUGGAUGUUAAUGGUAGUGGCACCUGACGUGAUUCCUUUCUAGAAUUGUGUUGCGUGGAUCAAUAAAGUUGUUUUUUUUUGAAAAAAAGUCUGUUUGAGAUUCGGUAUGCGCUAAAGUCCACUGAAUGCUAAUAAAAUAUAAUUAUGGCAUCA
Messenger RNA from Chiloscyllium plagiosum (whitespotted bambooshark), 4116 nucleotides. NCBI's taxonomy places the organism in Eukaryota, Metazoa, Chordata, Chondrichthyes, Orectolobiformes, Hemiscylliidae. The record is from RefSeq and is a predicted model, not a curated record.